This is a messenger RNA of Fusarium verticillioides 7600, 1261 nucleotides long. RefSeq lists its product as hypothetical. Gene Ontology annotation, molecular function: zinc ion binding. The record is from RefSeq and is a predicted model, not a curated record. Bases 227 to 1159 code for a protein of 310 amino acids. Gene Ontology annotation, cellular component: cytoplasm. The transcript has a single exon. NCBI's taxonomy places the organism in Eukaryota, Fungi, Ascomycota, Sordariomycetes, Hypocreales, Nectriaceae.
UGUUCUUCUCUCUGCAAUCGCGCCUCAUUCGUUUUGUCUUUUGACGUGUCAAAGCUUGUGGCACACUCGUUCGUAAUCUGCCAAGCUUGGUCAUACGCGGACCCUUCCAGACGUUUCCUCGCCGCCGCCAUUUGGAUCUGUCAUCUUCAUACGAGCACUUGCGACAACACUUCUGCCUACGGGUAACACCGCCUUUUGACAUUUUUAAAUACGAAACAACUUCACCAUGGCGUCAUCAAAUACACCAGAAGCUCAAGGUACCAGCUACGUCGAGAUGCACGACAAAAACGAAGCCGCGCUAAUCGGCAAGCACUGCGAAUAUGACUACUGCAACCAACUCGACUUUCUCCCUUUCUUCUGUCAGUCAUGCCGAAAGACGUUUUGUCUCGAUCACCGAAGCGAAGGGUCACAUAAAUGUACAAACCCAGGUGCGUGGGCGGAGCGAAAGCGCCAGAGAGAGCUUGCGCAUCCAAGCAUUGGGCAAGGAAAGAUUCUAAGGGACAAGGUGUCCCAAAAGCCUUGCGCAUCCCCCGAAUGCAAGACCACAAUUGGUACAUCUUUGACACCCGGUGUACACUGUCAAACGUGUAACCGAGAUUACUGCCUGAAGCAUCGUCUAAAGGAGGACCACAAUUGCAGUAACUUGGUACCCAUCGGGGCUCGGCCUAUGCAAUUCGAUGUUGGUCAGAAGACAAAGACGGCAUUCGACAAACUGCGCGCAUGGGGUUCAGCAAAGAAAGAGCAGGCUGGCAGAGCUUUGCCCAAACCAAAGCCAAGCUCUGCAUCGGCACGUAUCGUUGCCGUGAACAACCUGAAGAAGACAGCCAAGGGCGACGACAAGACACCUGUUGAGAAGAGAGUGUACAUCUAUGUGGAGGCCGAGGCAGAAACAGCAAAAGCCAAGUUUCCCAAGGGGGAGUUCUUCUACAACAAGGAUUGGGUUGUAGGCCGAGUUCUGGAUGCUGCAGCAAGGAGUCUGCAGGUACAAAACAUCAAUAACCAAAGCUCAGAUGAAAAGGACAAGCUUCGAGUCUUCCACGUUGAAGGAGGCAGAAUUUUGGAGUAUAACGAAAAGGUUGGAACGGCGUUGCAGAGUGGAAAUACUGUGGUUUUGUUGCGUGGCGUUGGACCAGCUACCCCAGACCUGAUUGAGGCGUGAGCGUUGUUUUAUGGAUAAACUACCUAUAGAGAUGCAUGGCCUGGCGUUGGGCAAUUUUGAUACCAAGAGUACUGAUAUCAAUAUUUUUGUUUAUUGAGAAAA